UGGUCAGUUGGUCACUCAGAAGUCAGUACUCAGAACGUCCGAGUGUCCUACUCGUCACUCGUCAUUUGUAGUUGUUGAUAUCAGUUGGAGUGUUUUGUAGUAGAAGCGGUGCUUGUGUUUUCGUACUGGAACAGACGCAAUGGCGGUUCCGAAGAAGCCAAUGGAGGAAUUCGAGGAAGAAUUUAUCAAGUUGGAAAUUGAAGAAAUCGCGGCAAAGUACAAAUUUGACGAAAGUUUGCGCGGUAAAUGGAUGCUGUUCUUCGAGAACGAAUCUAUGAACGACAUGUGGGCGAAGGCUGUAGAGCUCUACAGCGCUGGAGAGCUGCCAGGCGUCAUCUCUAUCAAGGCGUCGACCGCCGCUCAUUGCGCCCGCUCUAGUGACCCCUCCUGCGGAGCAAUACGCUUCAAGUGCGGGCCUCACACUGACCGCGAACUAGUUCUUCAGUACGGGCAGCAGCUGGUCAAGAAAAUGGGUUACAGUGACAGUUUUGGUUUCGUGGCAUAUAAAACUGAUAGUCAGUCGAAGAUCGGUACCAAAGCAACAGGAGCGAUAAAGAACUAUUUGUACCGUUUACCAGUGUCGACGUACAAUCAUCUCAAGCAAAGAUCGGGCAAAUACUCGGAACCUCCCAUAGAAGUCCCGUCGCGAAUGUGGACUCACUACGUGAUGGCUGAAGUGAUGGGGGAUUACAUUGAAGAUCCUGCCGAGCUUAAUGAUUAUGCGAGAUGGACGUUGCAGUUCCCCAGAGGGCGACAACACGACUCUGCAUGGGUCAACGCUUGCCGUCUCUACCGCAGCGGCGAACUGAAAGACGUCGCAUACAUGCAAACGUCGACAGCCAAAGCUAAAUCGGGCAAAGAGAACAAGAAAGAUGGCGUUAUCACGUUUUUCUGCCGUGACAACCUUCCGUUGUCGAGGCUGCAGCUCUGUGGAGACAAUCUUGUUGAAACUUUCAAGUACUCCCACAGAAAAGGAGAACUAAAAUGCGUUUCCUACAUGAGUGAGUCAAACGAACCAGGAUAUAUGGUGCUGUGCAGAGUUCCCACACUUGGAUCCCACCGUCGUGCUUAAAUAAGACGAACUGCUCCAUGUUCUUAAUCUUGGCCACUUGAAAAGCCGCCUUUUGUCCUGAUCAUCUUUAGUGAAACUAAAAUCUUUCUCCUUCAAUAUAAAUCAUAGCAGGCUACCGCUACUCUGUUGAACUAUUCCUCUGGUACUUCAAUUUUCUUCUCUCUUAUCAUUUGAACUAUUGAUGUUUACAUAUUAAAUCGGAAAUUUUGCAAUUUUUGGUGUCUUUAAAGCUGCUGUUUUCACACAACGACGGCAAAAUCUGCGUCUCAAUUCCCUCGCCUAUUUCUGAUGCUUUACUAUGAUUCUGUUUCGACCUUCUGCUGGCUUGAAACUCUCCUGUUAUCUCACCCUCGCCAUUGUUAACCCCCACAACAAAAAGGAUUGUCGCCCAUGUUUAGGUUUAACUUUAUUUGUGGUUUUCUCGCUAUUUUCCGAGAACAAUUUUGAUUUUUUCAAGUGAAACAUUUUACUUUCCAAGUUCUUUGCAGGAAACAGCUUAUUUUAAUUUCAAGUGUUAUUAUCAUAAGAAAAUCUAGAUGAGAUGAACAAUGUAAAAUUAUUUUCUGAGCAGUGAUGAGAAUCUUCCUGAUAAAUGUACAUCUGUACUAUUUGAACGUUCAAAUCAUGUUAAUUUGGUUCAUAAAUCUAUUCCGGGUACGGGUUAUUGAGGGUAUCAUACUAAUCUGUGUAACGGAAUUAAUUUGUUGAAUGAAACUUGAUUUUCUUCGGUUUUACCAGAUCGAAAAAUUUACUUUCAUGUGUGAGAUUUAAAAACAUGUAUUUACUUACGAUGUUGAGAAGCUAAUGAACUCAAAACUAUCAGAAAUGGGAUAAAAUAACAGCCUUCGAUGCACCAUUAUUAAAGCAUUAAGCUAUAUAUAUCACUCAAUAAAUUCUAACAGGUUUGUGUACGGUGUAUUAACGAUAUUGAAAUUCAACAGAUUGCACAGUACUCCAGUUUUCAAACGAUAUCAUUUAUCAUGUACAAUGUGACUGCUUCCUAAAUUCGACAUAGAAAAAAUCAUUUUUUCUUAAAGCAGAUAUUAUAUUAAGUCGGAUUCUCAUACCUUGUAUUACUAAGACAACGGAAAUUAUUUUUUAUUAGAUAUAAAUUGAAAUCAUU
This is a messenger RNA of Hyalella azteca, 2195 nucleotides long. RefSeq lists its product as uncharacterized. NCBI's taxonomy places the organism in Eukaryota, Metazoa, Arthropoda, Malacostraca, Amphipoda, Hyalellidae. Bases 140 to 1072 code for a protein of 310 amino acids. The transcript is spliced from 3 exons. The record is from RefSeq and is a predicted model, not a curated record.